AUAGUGUGAUCCUUUCCAAUGAAGAGCACUAAAAUAGCAAUCGUAAUCACUCUGUAUACAGAACAAUAUGGAAGACGAUAAUAUUAUUAUUAUAAAUAGGUGGUUUGGCUUUGUUAUAGACGCCAAUCGAAAAUGAGACGUUAACUGUGAUAUCGGGAACAAAAUCCCGUCAAAAAGUAAAAUAUUUUGAAACACUUUUGUGUGUCGUGUUAUUUAAAUUUGUAAGAAUAUAAUUAAUUAAAAUAAGUUAUCAAGUAUAUAUAUUAAUAUUAUUUAAAAAAAUAAAACAUAUUAAGAAUGGAGAAAGCAUUCAAGAAGGGGCACACCCAUUUACAGUGGACUUUUUCUUUAUUAGCAAGUAUUACACUCCUCGCAUAUGGUAUGGAGUGUGGUUGGAUCUCACCAACGACCAAGAUUCUUCAAUCUGAAAAUUCUCCUACCGGCUACCCAUUAUCAGACAAUAUGGUGUCUUGGAUAGCUAGCGCAAUGAGUAUGUCAGCAAUAUUCGGAGUAUCACUGUAUUCAUUUAUCGCUGAUGUCUGUGGUAGAAGGAUUGGUAUAAUACUCAUAGCUAUUCCAGAAGCGAUUUCAUGGAUAAUCAAACUGUCCUAUUCUUCUACAACAACGCUCAUAAUAGCAAGAUUGUUUGCUGGUUUAGCGGCUGGAGGCUGUUUCAACAUUGUGCCAAUGUACGUCAAGGAAAUUAGUCAGGACGACCUGCGAGGGGUUCUGGGUACAUUGCCCAUGCUUCUACAGACCGUGGGCCUACUCAUAAUGUAUAUUAUUGGAGCGUACUGGAGCUAUUUUACAGUGGUCACAAUUGGGCUGAGUUUGCCAAUUUUUACAAUCCUAAUUUUACUCAAAGCUCCUGAAUCUCCCGCAUUCCUAGUAAAACGUGGCAAAAUCAACGAAGCAAUAGAGACGGUUGCAUUUCUGAGAGGGUUAGAAAAGGAUGACCAAAUUGUACAAAGUAUAGUAAACGGUAUGCAGAAAGAAGAGGAGCAUUUUAAAACUCUCCCCAAUCUUAGUAUUGUUGGAAUAGUAAAAGAAGAGUCCUGGCGUCGUGGCUUUAUUCUUAUCAUGUUCAGUUUUACUUUCCAUGGAUUAAACGGCUCGUAUGCCAUAAUGACCUACGCAUCAACUAUCUUAAUUUCAACGGGAGCGAAGUUUGAUAUUAGUCCUGAAAUCCAGACGCUCAGCUUCCCUAUCGUUAUAAUCAUCAGCACUUUAGCACUUGCAGCGUGUGUAGAAAAAUUUGGAAGAAAGCCUCUCCUUGUGGGUGCAUAUCUAGUCUCUGCAUGUUCCAUGUCUGCCAUAGCGAUAAUGAUGAUUGUGCAAGACCAAGGCGUCAAUGUAGCCGGCUGGCUACCAGUUGUAACUAUGAUGUUGGGUGUAGCUAUGUAUGGCGCAGGGAUAUCGCCACUUCCGUACAUCAUUAUGACUGAAAUGUUUAGUUUUCAAAUUCGUGCCAAAGUAGUCGGAGUAGUGGUCACAUUUGCUUGGUUCAUGACGUUCGUCUUGGUGACCAUUUACACUCCAAUGUGCAAUAUUUUUGGACAAUUCUCCCCAUUCGUGUUUUAUGGCGCUGUAAACUUUGGGGGAUUCAUUUUUACAAUGAUAUUCAUACCUGAGACGAAGGGUAAAAGUGAAGAAGAAAUUUUACAGCUUUUGACGAAAAGGAGGGGUUCCCAAAUGCAAAAUGUGAUUUAA
Messenger RNA from Maniola jurtina (meadow brown), 1710 nucleotides. Its product is annotated as facilitated trehalose transporter Tret1-like. Lineage: Eukaryota; Metazoa; Arthropoda; Insecta; Lepidoptera; Nymphalidae. Bases 298 to 1710 code for a protein of 470 amino acids. The record is from RefSeq and is a predicted model, not a curated record. Gene Ontology annotation, molecular function: transmembrane transporter activity. The transcript has 7 exons. Gene Ontology annotation, cellular component: membrane. Gene Ontology annotation, biological process: transmembrane transport.